GAGAGAGUGGGUGGGUGGGAAACGCAGGAAGAGGAAAGGGUAAAAAGACACGGAAGAAAACGCAACAUUAACAUCAGAUUAUUUCUCAGCCCUUGGUGUCUUCUUUCUUCUGUUGGGAUUUGCAGUCGAUGACUUGGUAACAAAAAUGGCCCAGAGCAACAUUUCUCCCUUCAUAAAUGAAUCCUCCAAUUUGACAACAAAUGAGAGCGUUGUGAAUACCAAUACUGGCACCACUAUGGGCGCCCUCAUCCUGAGCCUCGUCUUUCUCCUGGGCUUCCCUGGAAACAUCUUCAUCAUCUGGAGCGUCCUGGCACGUGCCAAGAAGUAUUCUGUCACCACGCUCCUCAUCCUCAACCUAGCUAUCGCCGACGGCUCUCUGAUGGCUCUCACCCCGUUCUUCAUCAUCUACCUGGUUUUGAAGAAGUGGGUGUUUGGGGAAGCGAUGUGUAAGAUCCUCUUCUACCUGUGUCUGGUCAACAUGUAUGCCUCCAUCCAGAUGAUCAUGCUGAUGAGCGUCUACAGGCUGGUGGCAGUGCUGUGGCCGCGGCGCGUCACUCUUAUCACCAGCCGGAAGACUGUAUUGUGGGUGCUGGCUGUGUUGUGGGUGCUGGUGAUGGUCGCCUCUGUUCCUGCAAUGAUCUUCAGAAAAGUGAAGCCGGAGGGGAAUACCAGGGUGUGUGAAUCAGUCCACGUUAAAGACAGCCAUGUGGUCCUCCAGUACAUGCUGGAGAUCGUGUUGGGGUUUUUAAUUCCCUACUUGGUCAUUGUAGUCAGCUACAUCUGCAUCCUACGACGGAUCCGACAGACAAAGUUCCGUCGUCGCAUUCGCAGUGAGAAGCUCAUCCUGGCCAUCGUGGUGACCUUCUGCCUCUUUUGGUUGCCCUACAACAUCAUCAACAUGGUGCAAGUAACAUGGGCUUUGUAUCCAAAGGGUCAAGUAAAAGACAUACUCAAUUUAAUAUGGCACAAGAGCCGAGCUGUCACGUCUUCCAUAGCCUUCAUCAGCAGCUGUGCCAACCCAGUGCUCUACUUCUUCGCAGGAAAGUCCUACAUCCGGCGAGAAGGGCUGGCGUUCAUGGCCCGCUUGUUUGAGGGCACUGGGCUGGACUCGGCCACCAGGAAGAGCCGACAAAACAGCCAGAACAGCCGCGAAAAAGACAAAGACGCAGAUGCUGUCAUGCUAAAGGACAAAGAUCCAGACUCUGUUACCAAUUCAAACUCUAAUACCAAACCAGUAAAGAAUGGUAACUAGAGGACACACGAUUCAGCAGGCUUGAAGCUAGUGUUGUUCCUCUGAGUGAAAAAUCCCUGUCCAAUCGCAAAAAGUCAUCAGGGUUCAUCAUGCACAGCAGUUCCUGCCAAUGAAGACAUGAUUCAGCAGCUGUUCAGCUAAUGUGAAUCUGAUACUGUUACCAACUUUAAAAGAGAUGUCACUGGGAAUACUGAUUCAAGAACAGCUUGCCUUAUCCUAAAGAGACAUUGUUGAGAUAUAUGAGACUUGCUCUACACUGAACUAUUUCAUAAGGAAGAACUGUGGAGAAUUAUCCAGGACCUAAGUAGUGCCUUAUGUUGAUUUUGUUUUGCAAGAUGUCUGUGUGCCAUUUUUUUAUGCAAUGUUUUAUUUGUCAAAAUGCCUGACAGAAGCAUCAAGUUCGAUGGAGGCACUUGACUUUGUUUUUAUAUUAUUCACACUGAUGUGUUCGCUUUGCGUGCUUCGACAACAUUCAUGAACUAUGGCUAAGGUUUUGAUGACAAUGAUUGAAAAGGCUAAAGGCUGGACUUUUUCUAUAUGCUGUAUAUACAUUUCAAAAGUACAAAGUUACACAUUACUGUAUGUGGUAGAUUGAUUGCAUGAGAUUUAACAAUAUUUACAACUUUACUGUUUGUACUGUAAUUUGUUGACAGACCAUGUCAUUGCAAUACAGAAAAGAAAAAGACAAGACUGUUUUACAGUACUGCAUAGCAGUAUCGGCUAUGGAUUUUAAGCAAAUUAUGGGUUUUUGCAGGUAAUCCAUCGGGUGCUGCUGUAAAAUGCACUGUUCUGAGUUUAUGAGCCAUUUAUUCACUGAAAAUAGCUGCCUUGUUAGGCUGGAAUGAUGAAAAACAGUGAGACUGAAUCAAAACAGUAAAGUUAUUUUCCAGUGAAAUGAAAACAGUAAGCUGAAAUAUGCUAAGACACUCUAUAGAGCUCAUGGGAACUGCAGAGUUUAGUGAUAAUUAUCUGUGGGACUAGGGACCCCUUUCACAUUAUUGUCAUUUGAUCCAUUGUUAUUAUGAAAAUAUUGAUUAGUGCAGCUUUAAAUAGAAAAUCCUGACCUGGAAUGUUUAAAUAUUUUACUAUGACCAUGCUCAGUAAAUCAAUUAAAUACAGAAAAAUACCAAAUGAAGUAAAGCAGCUGUAAAUGUGACACAUCUUAGUUGGUUUAUGUGGAAAGAGGAAUAUGCUGUAAAUCUGCAAAGAUGUCUGGUGAAAGAGAACAACGCACAUCAUAGAGGAAUGAUUUAACACUCAUGUAUCAACAAGAUCCUGACAGUUUACUGGAAUAAUAAUCACCCCCUCACUUAUUCACCCCCAUGACGAUCUUUUGUGCUGUUCAUUCCUGCUCUUCCUCGAACAUUAUGCCAUCAGUUUCACAACAUUUUGUGGAUCCAUGCUAGCCCCUUUUUGCCUCUUUUAUAACCAGGCACUACAUUUCUGUCAAUAAACUGUAUUGUUGCUGUU
This is a messenger RNA of Perca fluviatilis (European perch), 2722 nucleotides long. RefSeq names its product leukotriene B4 receptor 1-like. The record is from RefSeq and is a predicted model, not a curated record. Gene Ontology annotation, cellular component: membrane. Lineage: Eukaryota; Metazoa; Chordata; Actinopteri; Perciformes; Percidae. The transcript is spliced from 5 exons. Gene Ontology annotation, molecular function: leukotriene receptor activity. Bases 146 to 1252 code for a protein of 368 amino acids. Gene Ontology annotation, biological process: G protein-coupled receptor signaling pathway; immune response.